GACAAAGCUUCCUCUGGUGUAAUUGUGUAAAAGAUGAAAAAAGAAAGAAGCACUUGAUAAUCCGACCACCCAUGCUUCGGUCCGCGUGCUUUGAUAGAAGCUCCGCUUUUUCUCUUGUGGGGUUUUUGUGGGUAGACCCACUUAGAUUUCAGUAGCUUUUUCAGGUUUUGUUCCUUGGUUUUGGAUUUUGAGUGUGGCGCUUCACUUUUGUCGAUUUGGAUUGUUUCUUCUUUUCUUCAGGGGGGGGGGGGGAGAAAUGAGAUUUUGUGACGUGAUUGUCGUUUGUCCUGUGGUUUUCUGGAGGAAAGGUCGGAUUUUGAAACGUCUUCGUUGGGUCUUGAGCUAUAAUGAGAGGGUUUCUGCGACAGGAAUUUUGGCUUGAAAUGGUUAAGGCGAAGAAGAUUUGGUUAUUCUCUUCCGUUAUCCUAGUUUCGUAAAAGCUUCAAAAUUUUUAAGAAUGGCCUCCGUAAAUGAGAAGGUCAAAACAGGAGGGUUGGUCAAGGGACCCACUAGUCUGUUUCAAGAGAUGAAGAUGUUGAAGGAGUUCCAAGAUCAGUCUGGAGUGCGGAAGAAUUUAAACUCUGAGCUUUGGCAUGCCUGUGCUGGACCACUUGUUUCUUUGCCGCAGGUCGGCAACCUCGUAUACUACUUCCCCCAAGGACAUAGCGAUCAGGUGGCAGUAUCAACUAAAAGAAUGGUUAGCUCACAUAUCCCAAACUAUCCAAACCUUCAAGCCCAGUUGCUGUGCCAGGUUCACAAUGUCACACUACAUGCAGACAAAGAUACUGAUGAGAUAUAUGCACAAAUGAGUCUUGAGCCAGUGGACUCUGAAAAAGAUGUUUUCCCUAUUCCUGAUUUCGGAAUAAAACUAAGCAAGCAUCCAACUGAGUUCUUCUGCAAGACUCUGACUGCCAGCGAUACAAGCACACAUGGUGGCUUCUCAGUUCCCCGUAGAGCAGCAGAAAAGCUUUUCCCGCCAUUGGACUAUUCAAUGCAACCUCCAACUCAGGAGCUGGUUGUUCGAGAUUUGCAUGAUAAUACUUGGACGUUUCGUCACAUAUACCGUGGGCAGCCAAAGCGACAUCUUCUUACUACCGGUUGGAGUUUAUUUGUGGGUGCUAAAAGGCUUAGAGCAGGUGAUGCUGUUUUAUUUAUAAGGGAUGAGAAGUCACAGUUAUUCCUGGGUGUGAGGCGUGCAAACCGUCAGCAAACUGCAAUGCCGUCAUCAGUGCUUUCGGCUGAUAGCAUGCACAUUGGAGUCCUAGCAGCUGCAGCCCAUGCUGCCGCAAAUCGAAGCCCCUUUACCAUUUUCUACAACCCUAGGGCAUGUCCAUCACAGUUUGUCAUUCCUUUGGCCAAGUACCAAAAAUCUAUAUAUGGUAACAAGGUUUCAGUUGGCAUGAGAUUCGGAAUGAUGUUUGAGACAGAAGAUUCGGGUAAGCGCAGAUACAUGGGCACAGUUGUUGGUGUCAGUGACUUGGACCCUCUGAGGUGGCCUGGUUCAAAAUGGAGAAAUCUUCAGGUCGAAUGGGAUGAAGCUGGAUGCGGAGAAAUGCCUAACCGGGUUAGCUUAUGGGAGAUUGAGACCUCUGAAAGUCUUUUCAUUUUUCCAUCGCUUACCUCUGGUCUCAAACGACCUUUUCAUACUGGAUAUGUGGGGGCAGAAAUGGAAUGGGGGAAUCUAAUGAAAAUGCCAUUUGCGCGGGUACCAGGAAAUGUAUUUGGAGAUCAAAGAUCUCCAAUGACGAAUUCAGAACAGCUGGUGAAGAUGCUUCUCAGACCCCAAAGUGUUAGUCCAGUUGGCUCCUUGUCUUCUGCCCUGCCAGUUUGUGUAUCCAAGGCAGCUCCAGUACCUGAGGCAGAACCACUGAAACAGACAUCAGUCCAACAGAAACCUCAGCUUCCUCAUUCAGACCACAGUCCGGUGGAAAAUCAGAAUCCUCCUCGCUGCCUAGACCCCCCAUGCACUAUAGAUGCAAAUUCAGCAUUACAAGCAUUUAUACGUGAAAAUGUACAACCUCCAAAUAAAUUUGAAAAGCAUGUGGCAACACAAACAAAUGUUGGGAUACUGGAAACAACAUCUAUGGCUGCAACAGACCAGCUCAGCCAAUUGCCUUCCUUUGGAAACUGUAGUGAGGACAGAAUGAGUGGGGGCUCCUUGAAUCCUCCGAACCUUGUAAAUGAAUUAUUAUUAUUGAACCAGGGGAUGUUGCAGUUUCAGACAGGUCUGUGCUUUACUCAGCAGCAGUGUCCAAAUACUGGCUUCCCGCUACAAAUUGAUGCACUUCAGUCGGAUGUAAACAACCAAAAUGGCUUACUUCCAUACCCUAGUAACCUCUCAUCACAGUACUUGGAUGGUGAUGAUUGGAUGUUGCAAUCUUGUAAUUUCCAAUCACUUGCUGGGAACCUGAAAUCACCAGGACGCUUAUCAGGUGCUAAGCAAGAUACGUCAUUAAUGUACCCAGAAGCAGUUAACCCAAGCCUGCCUCCAUUGAGCCAGGCGAUGUGGAGUCCUCAGUUGAAUUAUCUAAAGUUUCUACCUCAAGCAGUUCAACUUGCUCCAUGUCAUCAACAAGAUUCAACUGCCGUUCCUAGUGUAUCCAAUUCAUGUGGACUGAGAAAUCUGUCUGAGGAAAGUAAUAACCAGAGUGAAAUAUACAGUGGUCUUCAUUUGGAUGUAAGCAAUUGUGAAAGCACUGUGGUUGAUCCGUCAGUGACAAGCGUGGUCUUGAAGGGGUUUGGUACCUUGAGUGAUGCUGCUUUCCAGAAUCCUUCUGACUGCUUGGUUAGUAACUUCGUUUCAAGCCAAGAUGUUCAGUCUCAAAUAACCUCAGCAAGCCUGGCAGAGUCUCGGGGCUUCUCUUUCCAAGAGUUCCCCGACAACUCUGGGGGAACAUCUUCAAGCAAUGUGGAUUUUGACGAGAGUAGUCUCUUGCAAAAAGCCUCGUGGCAACAAGUAUCUCAACCCCUGCGGACAUAUACAAAGGUCCAGAAACUAGGUUCUGUCGGGAGGUCUAUUGAUGUUGCAAGGUUUAAUAAUUAUGAUGAACUAUGGAAUGCAGUUGCUUGUAUGUUUGGACUUGAGGAGCUGCUUGAUGAUCCAAGAGGUUCCGGCUGGAAAUUGGUGUAUGUGGACUAUGAGAAUGAUGUUCUUCUAGUAGGGGAUGACCCAUGGGAGGAAUUUGUGAGUUGUGUUCGCUGCAUCAGAAUUCUAUCGCCAUCUGAAGUUCAGCAGAUGAGUGAAGAGGGGAUGCAAAUUAUCAGCAAUACUGUAGUUGAGGGAACAAAGGAUCGUGUAUCAGGUUCUGGCCAUGCAUGGAAUGGCUCUGCUUGAUUCCCACACUCUGUGACACCUGGAAACCUUCGAAACUCUGGUGAAAAUCAGUCCUUUCUCGUGUGUACAUGCUCAUCUGGUCAGAGAUCAACUGACAUUUAGAUGUGUUGUAAUGAAAGUACAGGAAGAGAGAAUAUGUUCUCUUCACCUCAUGGCAC
Telopea speciosissima is the source of this 3492-nucleotide messenger RNA. RefSeq names its product auxin response factor 5-like. Gene Ontology annotation, cellular component: nucleus. The transcript has 14 exons. Gene Ontology annotation, biological process: response to hormone; regulation of DNA-templated transcription. Gene Ontology annotation, molecular function: protein binding; DNA binding. The record is from RefSeq and is a predicted model, not a curated record. Bases 458 to 3334 code for a protein of 958 amino acids. Lineage: Eukaryota; Viridiplantae; Streptophyta; Magnoliopsida; Proteales; Proteaceae.